Molecule: messenger RNA, 353 nt
Organism: Hibiscus syriacus
Lineage: Eukaryota; Viridiplantae; Streptophyta; Magnoliopsida; Malvales; Malvaceae
Product: cyclin-dependent kinases regulatory subunit 1
Exons: 3
Coding region: 35-271 (78 amino acids)
Biological process (GO): regulation of mitotic cell cycle
Cellular component (GO): SCF ubiquitin ligase complex; cyclin-dependent protein kinase holoenzyme complex
Molecular function (GO): histone binding; cyclin-dependent protein serine/threonine kinase activator activity; ubiquitin binding
Source: RefSeq, a predicted model, not a curated record
CAUUAGUUUUUUCUUUUUUGAAGGAAAGAAGAAAAUGGGUCAAAUUCAAUACUCUGAGAAAUACUUCGAUGAUAUUUAUGAAUACAGGCAUGUUGUUCUUCCUUCUGAAGUGGCCAAACUUCUCCCGAAGAAUCGCCUCCUUUCUGAAAAUGAGUGGCGUGCAAUCGGGGUACAGCAGAGUCGUGGAUGGGUUCAUUAUGCUAUUCAUCGUCCUGAACCACACAUCAUGCUUUUCAGGAGGCCUCUUAACUAUCAGCAGCAACAGCAGUAGGCUCUUGCCAAGUAAUUUCAUCAGCUUUAGUAUUAAAUAAAAUUGAUUGAAAAAAGCUUCUCUGCAUAAACAGUUGGGUGUA